Molecule: messenger RNA, 2643 nt
Organism: Scleropages formosus (Asian bonytongue)
Lineage: Eukaryota; Metazoa; Chordata; Actinopteri; Osteoglossiformes; Osteoglossidae
Gene: hsp90ab1
Product: heat shock protein 90, alpha (cytosolic), class B member 1
Exons: 12
Coding region: 99-2261 (720 amino acids)
Biological process (GO): protein folding
Molecular function (GO): ATP binding; ATP-dependent protein folding chaperone; ATP hydrolysis activity
Source: RefSeq, a predicted model, not a curated record
GGUAGGAAGUUCUUUCAAUUUCUGUGCUUCAGAGAGCGGAGGGGAAGGGACACUUUUGAUUGCAUUUAACUCAAGAAAACCUACCGGAACUAAGAAAGAUGCCUGAAGAAAUGCGACAAGAGGAAGAGGCUGAGACCUUUGCCUUCCAGGCAGAGAUUGCUCAGCUUAUGUCCCUGAUCAUCAACACCUUCUAUUCCAACAAAGAAAUUUUUCUCAGGGAGUUGAUCUCUAAUGCCUCUGAUGCCCUGGAUAAAAUUCGAUAUGAAAGUUUGACUGAUCCCACUAAACUGGACAGUGGUAAAGAUCUUAAGAUAGAUAUUAUUCCCAACAAGCAUGAGCGUACUCUGACCCUUGUUGACACUGGAAUUGGGAUGACUAAAGCGGACCUCAUCAACAACCUGGGCACCAUUGCCAAGUCUGGCACCAAAGCUUUUAUGGAAGCGCUACAGGCUGGGGCUGAUAUCUCAAUGAUCGGGCAGUUUGGUGUAGGUUUCUACUCUGCCUACCUGGUUGCAGAAAAGGUGGUGGUCAUCACAAAGCAUAAUGAUGAUGAGCAGUAUGCCUGGGAGAGUUCUGCUGGAGGGUCUUUCACAGUCAAAGUUGACCAUGGGGAACCUAUUGGUCGUGGUACCAAAGUUGUUUUGCACCUUAAAGAGGAUCAGACUGAGUACAUAGAGGAAAAGAGAAUCAAGGAAAUUGUCAAGAAGCAUUCCCAGUUUAUUGGCUAUCCUAUUACACUUUUUGUUGAAAAAGAACGUGACAAGGAAAUCAGUGAUGAUGAAGCAGAGGAGGAAAAGACCGAGAAGGAGGAAGAUAAAGAAGACAGAGAGGACAAGCCUAAAAUUGAAGAUGUUGGUUCUGACGAUGAGGAAGAUAACAAAGACAAGAAGAAGAAAAAGAUCAAGGAGAAGUAUAUUGACCAAGAGGAAUUAAACAAGACCAAACCAAUCUGGACAAGAAAUCCUGACGACAUCACGACAGAAGAGUAUGGAGAGUUUUAUAAAAGUCUCACAAAUGACUGGGAAGAUCAUCUGGCAGUAAAGCAUUUCUCUGUGGAAGGCCAACUGGAGUUCCGGGCCCUACUCUUCAUCCCACGCCGUGCACCGUUUGACCUGUUUGAGAACAAGAAGAAGAAGAACAAUAUUAAACUCUAUGUCAGAAGAGUGUUUAUAAUGGACAGCUGUGAUGAACUCAUCCCAGAAUACCUAAACUUCAUUCGUGGCGUUGUGGACUCUGAAGACCUUCCACUCAACAUCUCCAGAGAAAUGCUGCAGCAAAGCAAAAUUCUGAAGGUGAUUCGCAAGAAUAUUGUAAAGAAAUGUCUUGAGCUCUUUUCAGAGUUGGCUGAAGACAAAGAAAACUACAAGAAGUUCUAUGAUGCCUUCUCCAAAAAUCUCAAGCUGGGUAUCCACGAAGACUCUCAGAACCGCAAGAAGCUGUCCGAGUUGCUGCGUUACCACAGCUCUCAGUCUGGGGAUGAGAUGACCUCCCUGGCUGAAUAUCUGACCCGCAUGAAGGACAAUCAGAAGUCCAUCUACUACAUCACUGGUGAGAGUAAAGACCAAGUGGCCAACUCUGCAUUUGUGGAGCGAGUUCGCAAACGUGGCUUUGAAGUGCUGUACAUGACCGAGCCCAUCGAUGAAUAUUGCGUCCAGCAGCUUAAGGAGUUUGAUGGCAAGACUCUAGUCUCAGUCACAAAGGAAGGUUUGGAGCUGCCUGAGGAUGAAGAGGAAAAAAAAAAGAUGGAAGACGACAAGGCCAAAUUUGAGAGCCUCUGCAAACUUAUGAAGGAGAUUCUAGACAAAAAAGUAGAGAAGGUUACAGUCUCAAAUCGUCUGGUGUCUUCUCCGUGCUGCAUUGUCACAAGCACUUAUGGAUGGACUGCCAACAUGGAACGCAUCAUGAAAGCUCAGGCUCUGAGGGAUAACUCUACAAUGGGCUACAUGAUGGCCAAGAAGCACCUGGAGAUCAACCCUGACCAUGCCAUUAUGGAGACCUUAAGGCAGAAAGCUGAAGCUGAUAAGAAUGACAAGGCAGUAAAGGAUUUGGUCAUCCUCCUGUUUGAGACAGCCCUGCUGUCCUCUGGGUUCUCAUUGGAUGACCCCCAGACACACUCAAACCGUAUCUACAGGAUGAUCAAGCUUGGACUUGGCAUUGAUGAUGAUGACGUCCCUGCAGAAGAGCCAAGUGCUGAAGCUGUUGAAGAUGAGAUCCCACCUCUAGAGGGCGAUGAUGCUUCACGCAUGGAAGAAGUGGACUAAGCUGUUAAAUGUCUGUGACCUCACUUCUCAGUAAUUUGUAAAUCUUUUUUUGAGGCCUGAUUAAUGUCCUUAUCAAUAUGGGUGGUCAAUACUGUAAUAUUUUAGUGGACUUGUGUUGGUCUUGUGAGCUUCAUUCUUAGAAUUUCAGCCAAGAUUUUACUUAUGGACAAGUGUUCCAGCUUAAUAGGCUGGUAACAUGUCCAAAGAGAACUCUGCACUGAAUUUGAAAUGGUAAAUGACAGAAGAAACUAUAUCACUACUUAGGGAGAUAAACCUGUUCAAGUGCAACUUGGACAUUGCACGAGCAAUGGAACUGUUUUAGCCCUGAAGUCUGUAUUUGGUGUUUGCUUUUCCUAAAUAAAACUGAACAACCGCCUUACAA